Misgurnus anguillicaudatus (oriental weatherfish) is the source of this 4056-nucleotide messenger RNA. It is a transcript of the gene casp2, whose product is annotated as caspase 2, apoptosis-related cysteine peptidase. Lineage: Eukaryota; Metazoa; Chordata; Actinopteri; Cypriniformes; Cobitidae. Gene Ontology annotation, molecular function: cysteine-type endopeptidase activity. The record is from RefSeq and is a predicted model, not a curated record. Gene Ontology annotation, biological process: regulation of apoptotic process; proteolysis.
UGUUCAUUGGCUGCAGUACUUAAUCAUCGCCCGCGGAAGUUUGUACAGAGACCAGAGACUCGUUGUACUGUCAGUUAUUAUUAAUAUUUUUUUCUUCCAUACUUAUGCUCGAUUUCUGUUCUGUCGCUCCGCGUGUAACAUAAACAACGAUAACGAAAGACAAAGAAGAAGAUAUUUUGUAAAAGGACAAAUUCGGCGAUGAUAACAAACGAACAACCAGCACAUGAGAGCUGUAUUAUGUAGCUCGAUAUUCGUUUUUCCUCAUAUUCUCACGGUCGUGAACUAGAUAAGUAGCGUCGAAAAGGAGCGAAAAGUCGGUAUAAUCUACAGUUUAGCAGCUGCAUUGCUUUGAAUCAUUAAUUUAGUUUCGUAAGUGUGUACUAUUGACAGGUGUCUCUUUUGUUGUGAUUAGCAUGCUAAGCUAACAGCAGCGCGAGCUGGUAAUAAUCAAUUUGAAUAUAGAUCAGCACCAUCUUCAAUAAGUCAUCUUUAUAGUGCCAUUUACUGCUAUCAUCACUCGGCGAAGACAACAGGUACAUCAUGUUGGGAGAUUGUGGUAUGAAAGAUUGGGAGAAACUGGCCAUCAGGAGGAACUCGGUCACUCUCUGUAAGGAGAUGGUGGUGGAUGAGCUGCUGGUUCAGUGUCUACAACGAGAUGAAGUUCUCACAGACAACAUGGCUGAAAGCAUUAUGGCUAAGCCGACAUCUCAGGGCAAGAGUAGUCAUCUGUUGUCUCUUUUGCCCAAACGUGGUCCUCGGGCAUUUAGCAGCUUUUGUGCAGCUCUUACUGAGACAGAGCAACAACACCUCAGUAACAUGCUCAUGGGAUACAUGGAAAAACAGAAAAGAUGUUCAGAGGCUUCCCUUGGUCUCCCAACCCCAGAAUGUGGGAUACAUGCAAAAAGAGCCCGACAUCAUGAGUCUAUGGAAAUGUGUCUGGACGCAGACUGUCCCGUGACCACAGCCGUUCUCCCGUGCACUCGCGACUUCUAUGAUUCCCACAGAUUACAGGCCUACCCGAUGUGCUCCAAGCCGCGAGGUUUGGCUUUGGUGCUGAGCAACGUGAGAUUUGACCCAGCAAGAACAGAUCUGGAUGUCCGCAGGGGAGGAGAGGUGGACGAGGAGCUUUUAAGGAGGCUUUUUUCUGAGCUGGACUUCACUGUCAGUCUGCACAAAGAUCUCACAGCAGAAGGAAUGCGCUUGUGCAUAGAGCAGUUCGCCCAGCGAGCGGAGCACUCGGCAUACGACUCCUGCGUCGUCUGCUUGCUGUCUCACGGUGUUGAAGGAUCCAUCUACGGCACUGAUGGAGAGCUGCUGAUGUUGGACUGGGUGUUCGAGGUCUUCGAUAACGCCCGCUGCCCUCAGCUCCAAAAUAAGCCAAAGAUGUUCUUCAUUCAGGCCUGUCGAGGAGAGGAGAUGGACAAUGGUGUGGACCAGCAGGAUGGUGGGGAGAGGACUCAGUCACCUGGAUGUGAACAGAGGGAUGCUGGAAGAGAGCAGGAGAGAAAUAAAGAGAGAGAAGAGAAGGACAGAGAGAGACUGAGAGUCAAACUGCCCCAGAGAUCCGAUAUGAUAUGCGGCUAUGCCACCCUCAAAGGUUUCAGCACCGCUGCAAUGAGAAACACCAAGAAAGGGUCCUGGUUCAUUCAGGAGCUGAACACAGCUAUCAGACAAAGAGCCAAUGACACACACAUGUCUGACAUACUCGUGCAGGUGAAUGGUCGGAUUAAAGACAGAGAGGGAUACGCGCCUGGUUCAGCUCAUCACCGCUGUAAAGAGAUGUCCGAGUUCACCAGCUCCCUUUGUAAAGACCUCUACCUCUUCCCCAAGUACUACCCCAACAACUAACAUGCACAGUCCAUAUGGACAAAUCACUUCUGCCUAUACAACUGAUUAUAAUGCAUUGGUGGGGAGCACAACGGCCACACUUGUACCCGCCACGUACAAACACAUAGUGAUGUCAGUCUAAUCAGAUUUCAUAUAUCAUUAAUUCCUCAGCACAAUGUUUAAGAGAACGCAUUGUUGUUUGGUGUAUAGGAUGCAUUCAGUAUAAUAAUGCAGACACACUUCAAAAUCUCAUUCCUUCACUUGUGCUCUCACUGUUUGUCUCUCAAUGAAAUUUAUGAGGAAAGAGAGAUGCCAAGUAUGUGAAACAAUAUCUUUUAUUUUUAAGAUGGGGGUUUUAAUGGAGUUUAUAAGAAAAAUGAAACCUUUUUAUUCCAAAUGUUUUAAUUCAUGCUUCAUAAGCCAAAAUAUUGCUUUUGCUUUUUUGCAAAGUUUGAUUUUAUCUGUUUUUUUUUUUCAUUUUCAUGUGUUUAGAGCCUUUACCGUUUAAAGCAAAUCCACAAAUAGCUUUAAGACACGAAAUAUUUCAUAAACAUACACAUGUGCAUUUAUGUGCCAGUACCUAAACUCUUAUAAAAGAUGUCAGUCAUUUGACUUGACCAGAUUGGUUGGCACAAAUAUAGCAGUUGCCUUUCUGUCUGAUGUCUUUAAUGCAGCUUUGACAUAACUUUAGUGUUUAGUUAUUCUGUAUGCAACACGGCAGCUGUAACCGGUUAAAUUUUUAUUAGGGCUCCUGGAUUUUAAAUGAAACUUUUUUUGUUUCUUAAUAUUUCAGAAAAUGAACGACCAAGCUAUGAAUUAUUAUAAUUUAAGUAAAUACAUGUAUGUUGCAUACUAACAUCCUGUAAUUUUUGUGCAAUUCCAAAAACUUCCAGAUUUGCAUUCCUACUGCAGUUUCCAUAUUUUUCUCCGUAGGAACUUCAUGCAGCUUACUCUCAAUAUGUAUAUAGUUAAAGAGUAUAUAUAGUGUAUAUGUUCAAACUUUUUGUAGUUAAGCCUUGUAUAUAUGCAGCAUUUUGUUUUUGCAUAUUUUCUCGCACUUUUUUUCACUUUAAACAUUCAGUGUGCCAAUGAAUACUUUUAAUGGAGACCUUGUCUUUAAAACACCUUUAGGUGGCAGUAGAGAGUUAAAUGAAUCUUUUACCAGUUGCCACAUAAAGGGUCAAAUAUUUAGACACACACAGACAGUCUUCCUGGUCUGCACACAUAUUAUUUCUCUCGGACAUGCAGAUGGUUUGUCCUCGGUGCAUGCGUCUUCCUUAUCCAGUUGGCAUUAGGUUUUAGAUCAAAGGUUAUAGCCUUUGACCUUUUGACACUGUUGUGGCAUCUCUUCAACUCUCUUCUACAUUUCACACAUAAUAUCACUCAACAUAAAAUAGUUUUUUUUACCAUUUUGGCAGCCCAAAUUGAUUUAUUUAGUUGAUGCUGAUGUUACUUAUUAAGCAAAUAUAGCUAUAAAGUGUGUUUGAUUUUGAUAUUAUAACUAAUAUUUUUUGGAAGAACAAUAUGGGCAUGAAUUGAAUGGUAUUCAGGACAACUAUUGAGUAUGAAAAUGAGGCAUAGAAGGUAUUUCUUAAAGUGUUUAAACAUGAUAAGAUGAAUUUUUAUUAAAUUUUAAAGGCAUAAAUGGGAAAAUAUGUAGACCAGAGAAAUGUAUAGUAUAAUUAUAGCACUACAGUAUUACUGUACUGUGUUUCUAUGAGCGGUAUUUGUUUACUGCUGCAAGUCUUUCCAAGUGCGAGCAUAUGAACACCAGCAUAUGUUCUCCAAACCAGUAGAGCAAAGCUAAAUUCAUGAAACUGUAUUUAUGGACUGUGUAUUUCUCAGGCUUUGUUCACAUGGGUUUGAAUACUGUAUGUGUUCUUCCAGUGAAGAGCUACAGUAUGUGAGUCCUAUAGGUUCUUCUUGUGGUAAUAAUUUGGAAAUAAGUUCCCCUCUGAAAGUGUUAAAAUGCACAAUGGGCAGAAAACAUGUUCAGCUAGACGGUAUACAGUGUGUUUGGUUUAGGGUCGCCCAUCCUAACCACCAAAAGAGUGCCUGUUUAAUGUGAUAUUAAAUGGAUUGAAUGGUCAUUCACUGCCUUUACAGUUAUUUGUACUACUAACCAGCUAUGAAGGUGCUUAUAUGGGUUAUAGAGAAACUGUCAUUUUUGUAUUUUUCUAAUGCAAAAGCUGCCAUACUGUAUAAUAAAACAAAUACUGUUUCAAAGAA